This is a messenger RNA of Suillus fuscotomentosus, 1101 nucleotides long. RefSeq lists its product as uncharacterized. Gene Ontology annotation, molecular function: NADPH dehydrogenase activity; FMN binding. Lineage: Eukaryota; Fungi; Basidiomycota; Agaricomycetes; Boletales; Suillaceae. The transcript has 4 exons. The coding region runs from base 1 to 1101 and encodes 366 amino acids. The record is from RefSeq and is a predicted model, not a curated record.
AUGUCUGAUUCUUCGACCUCCGCACUCUUCUCCCCGAUCCGCGUAGGCAACAUCAACUUGCAGCACCGCGUCGUCCUUGCCCCGCUCACCCGUAUACGUGCACACGCAGAUCACGUCCCAACCCCACAAGCGUCAGCGUACUACUCUCAGAGAGGGUCUACCCCCGGAACUCUUCUUAUCACAGAGGGCACAUUCAUAUCUCAGAACGCUGGUGGUUAUGAUCAUGUCCCUGGGAUAUAUACCGAUGCCCAUGUGGAGGGAUGGAAAAAGGUGACAGAAGCGGUCCAUGAGAAGGGCUCUUUCAUUUUCCUACAACUCUGGGCGCUCGGCCGUACCGCAGACACAGCCGUUCUUGCCAAGGAAGACAAUAGUCCCCACGUCAGUGCCUCACCCAUCUUCAUGCCUGGAAAAACAGACGUGCCACGCGCACUCACCACGGAUGAAAUCAAGGAGUACGUUGCCACGUAUGCCACCGCCGCAAAAAAUGCCAUUCGAGCUGGUUUCGAUGGCGUUGAAAUUCACGGCGCAAAUGGCUACUUGAUCGACCAGUUCAUGCAAGACGUCAGUAACGAACGCACAGAUGAAUAUGGCGGAAGCAUCGAGAAUCGCGCAAGGUUUGCACUUGCAAUAACGGAUGCCGUUGUGGAGGCCAUUGGUGCUGAGAGAACGGGGUUCCGAAUGAGCCCCUGGGGCAUAUUAAGCGGUAUGGGCAUGGCAGACCCCAAACCCCAGUUCUCCUACGUGGUUGAGCAGCUGCGCAAACACAAACUCGCAUACAUCCACGUCGUAGAGCCGAUGCCUGCCGAAGUCACUGCUGAGAAAAACAGCGAUUUCCUCCGUGAUAUUUGGCAAGGGGUUGAGGGCAGUACGUUCAUCAGCACAAACGGAUAUACCCGGGAUACCGCAAUCGAGACGGUAGACAAGAAAGGCGGCCUCAUUGGAUUCGGGAGGUUGUUUAUGCCAAACCCCGAUCUUCCAUUCCGUCUGCGAAAGGGCAUCGCGCUUGAGCGGGGUGACCAAGCAACAUGGUACAUGCGCGGCAAUCUCACACCAGCGGGUUAUUCGGAUUGGCCCUUCGCGCCGGAGAAUGAUCAGCAAUAG